AUGGCGUGGGAAAACAAGACGAAACUCAAUGACUUUAUCCUGCUGGGCUUCUCUCAAUUCUGGGAAGCUCAACUUGUAUUAUUUAUCAUCUUUCUCCUCCUCUACAUGGCGACUCUCUUUAGCAAUAUCCUUGUUCUCUUGGCAAUCUUUCAGGAGCCUCGGUUCUACAAUUCACCCAUGUUUUUCCUGCUGGGCCACUUGGCUUUCCUGGACCUUGGCAUAGCCUCCUUUGCAAUGCCCAGGGCUCUUGUGGACUUAAUCACCCAACGCCAGAUCAUCUCCUUCCAAGGUUGCAUGGCACAGCUCUUCUUCCUCCAUUUAUUUGGUGGCAGUGAAAUGCUCCUGCUGAUGUUCAUGGCUUAUGACCGAUAUGUAGCCAUUUGCUAUCCUCUCCAUUAUGCCUCACGCAUGAGCAGGUGCCACUGCAUAAGGUUUGUGCUCAUUGCCUGGCUUUUCGGGCUCCUCCAUACCAGUGUGCAAUUAGGCUUUGCUGUGGACAUCCCUUUUUGUGGAUCCAAUCGUGUGGACAGUUUUUUCUGUGAUAUGCCUUUGCUCAUCAAGUUGGCUUGCAUGGACAAGUAUCUUCUGGAGGUCAUGAUGGUGGUCAACAAUGGCAUCCUGAUACUGGUGAGUUUGGGAGCCUUGCUUCUCUCCUACGGGCUCAUCCUCUACACAAUCUGCUCCCAGGGCACUUCUGGGGGGACCUCUAAAGCCAUCUCCACAUGCACUUCUCACCUCAUUGUGGUUGCGAUGUACUUUGGACCCAUUAUGUUUAUUUACUUCCAGCCCAAUAACCAUUUCAUUUUUGAUAAAGUGCUUUCUGUCUUCUAUACAUCCAUCACCCCUUUCAUGAACCCUACGGUGUAUGCCUUGAAGAACAAGGAGAUGAAAGCUGCCAUGAGGAGGUUGCAGUCACAGCACUUAAAAGUGGAUUAA
Messenger RNA from Anolis sagrei ordinatus, 936 nucleotides. RefSeq names its product olfactory receptor 4K3-like. Gene Ontology annotation, molecular function: olfactory receptor activity; G protein-coupled receptor activity. Gene Ontology annotation, biological process: G protein-coupled receptor signaling pathway. Lineage: Eukaryota; Metazoa; Chordata; Lepidosauria; Squamata; Anolidae. The record is from RefSeq and is a predicted model, not a curated record. Gene Ontology annotation, cellular component: plasma membrane.